ACUUCUGCGCUUUCCCUGAAAGUGGAGCAUUAGCAACUGCAGUCAAAACGCACCGUUGCUUCUUCAGUUCUGAUCCGAGCAGCAACUGUCUAAAUCUGUCUGGAGGAGCUGGGAGACAGCACUGGAGGCAAGUUUGAAAAGGACCUAGUGACACCCUGCUGUCACAUCUGGUUUCGUGGACCUACUUAUUAGUAGUCCAUUUAAAAUCACUUUCCUAGUCCCAUCUGUAGUGCACCUUCUUGAGAAGUGGCUGGCUGGCAAGGAAGGAACACACUGCUGAAGGCCCCAGCUGCUGUUAAGUCUGGCAUGAAAAUAUUACUGACACAUUGGACACUGUAGUCCUCCAGACAACAUUAAUCUAUUGAUGAUUCUGAAGUGAAGAUGUGAUUGAUGCUGUACCUGAAACUGGUGACAUAGGAAGUUGCCUGAAUUUUCAGAGGAUUUUGCAAACAUCCUUCUGGCUUUAUUAAGGAUGGAUAUAUUUCUUUGUUUGGAAAUUAAGAUGUUCUCUGCUUCUGGGAUAUGGUGAAAAUCUGUAAUUAAGGACACUGGUAAUAAUAUAUGGAUUCUGUUGGAGACAGAGUGUCAUACAAGUAUUGGAUGAAAUAUUUACCUAGCAAAUAGCCUUGCUGAUUGAGUGUCUCAGCCCAGACAAUGGGCCCCUGCCUCCAGGAGUGUGCGACUGAAAUAAAUCCACUGACUUGAGCAGCCACGCUCCAUCGUGACCGGGAGCCGAAGCAGGUUUCUGACACACAAACUUCCAUGGAGUGUAAGCCAGGGGACAACAUACAGACAAUGAUCUCCUUCCAGGCAAGAUAAAGGAUUUGGAGGAAUUGAUGUAGGAAGGAAGAUUAAAAGAACUCUCUGUGAAGUGAUUCCAGUUCUGUUGGGACCUUUCAGUGAGGAUGGCUGGACCACUGCAGUGGCGCACUGAUUUUUGCGGAUGGUGAUCACAAAAAGGGAAUUGAGAAGAGACCACUCGAGUUAUUCUGACACAUGACUUCAGUGUUUUCUAUUCUUAGACAGAUGAGGAUCUGAAAUAUGUAGACUGAGAAUAACACAUCUAGGUUAAAACAGUAUCCUGCAAGAAGCAUUUGAUGGAUUGUUCCUAGAUAUUUCUAAAGCAACUACCAAAAGUUAUUCCAGUCUGACUGCCACACAGACGUCAUUAUUUUAAUGUUGAAUACUCAGACAAGGGUGCCAUGGAUGUAAAAGAAAGGAAGCCGUAUCGAUCUCUGACUCGGCGCCGCGACACUGAGCGCCGCUACACCAGCUCUUCAGCCGAGAGUGAGGACAGCAAGGCACCCCAGAAGUCCUACAGCUCCAGCGAGACCCUGAAGGCUUAUGACCAAGACUCCAGGCUGACCUACAGCAAUCGGGUCAAAGACAUGGUGCACCAGGAGGCUGAUGAAUUCUGCCGAGCAGGAGCCAACUUCUCUUUGCGAGAGCUGGGACUUGAAGAUGUGACACCCACACACGGGGCUUUGUACCGGACCGACAUCGGGCUGCCUCACUGCGGCUACUCCAUCAGCGCCGGCUCGGAUGCUGACACGGAAGCAGAUGUGGUCAUGUCACCCGAGCACCCAGUGAGGCUCUGGGGACGCAACACCAAGUCUGGGCGCAGCUCCUGCUUGUCAAGCCGGGCCAACUCCAACCUCACCCUCACCGACACGGAGCAUGAGAAUACUGAAACUGGUCCCCCCCUGCCCUGUUCGUCCGCCUCCUCCACCCCCCGCUCGCAGUCCCCCUCCCCUCUCCCCUCGCCGCCGGCCAAUGAGGGCCCGGGGCGGUCGCUGGGCGACGGCGCGGCCCGGGCGGCCGCGGGCUCGGACUCUGAGGAAGAGUUUGUCCCUCAGUCAUUCUUAGUUCAAAGUGGCUCUGGAAACCUCUGUGCCGCCGCCAACGAUCAUCCUCCAAAUAUUCAAAAUCAUUCAAGACUUCGAACUCCACCACCUCCAAUAUCACAUGCUCACACCCCAAAUCAGCAUCACGCAGCCUCCAUCAAUUCCCUGAACAGAGGGAACUUCACUCCACGCAGCAACCCCAGCCCAGCUCCUACGGACCACUCUCUCUCUGGAGAACAACCAGCUACUACUCAAGAGCCAGCCCAUGCUCAGGACAACUGGUUACUCAACAGUAACAUCCCACUGGAGACAAGAAACAUAGCAAAGCAGACAUUCCUAGAGACAUUGCAGGACAACCUCAUUGAGAUGGACAUUCUCACCUCCUCCCGACAUGACGGUGCUUACAAUGAUGGGCACUUCCUAUUCAAACCUGGAGGCACUUCUCCCCUUUUUUGUACAACGUCGCCGGGAUAUCCCCUGACGUCCAGCACUGUGUACUCGCCUCCCCCUAGGCCCCUUCCUAGAAGUACCUUUUCUAGGCCUGCCUUUAACCUGAAGAAACCCUAUAAGUACUGUAACUGGAAAUGUGCUGCUCUGAGUGCCAUUGUCAUCUCAGUCACGCUGGUGAUCCUGCUGGCCUAUUUCAUAGCCAUGCACCUGUUUGGCCUAAACUGGCACCUGCAGCCGAUGGAAGGGCAGAUGUAUGAGAUCACGGAAGACACAGCCAGCAGUUGGCCAGUGCCAACGGACGUCUCCUUAUAUCCUUCGGGGGGCACAGGGUUAGAGUUACCUGACAGGAAAGGCAAAGGAGCCAGUGAAGGAAAGCCCAGUAGUUUCUUUCCAGACGACAGUUUUAUAGACUCCGGAGAAAUUGAUGUAGGCAGACGAGCCACACAGAAGAUCCCUCCUGGUAUCUUUUGGAGAUCUCAGGUGUUCAUCGACCACCCAGUGCAUCUGAAAUUCAAUGUAUCUUUAGGAAAGGCUGCUCUUGUUGGCAUCUAUGGCAGAAAAGGACUCCCACCAUCACACACACAGUUUGACUUUGUCGAGCUCCUUGAUGGAAGGCGUCUACUGACCCAGGAGGCGAGAAGCUUGGAAGGACCUCAGCGGCAGCACAGAGCUUUUGUGCCCUUGGCCAGCCACGAGACAGGAUUUAUCCAGUAUUUAGAUUCAGGAAUAUGGCAUUUAGCCUUCUACAAUGACGGCAAGGAAUCGGAAGUGGUUUCUUUUCUUACUACUGCUAUUGAAUCAGUGGAUAACUGUCCCAGUAACUGCUAUGGAAAUGGAGACUGCGUGUCUGGGACUUGCCAUUGCUUCCUUGGCUUUCUGGGCCCUGACUGUGGCAGAGCAUCCUGCCCAGUGCUAUGCAGUGGAAAUGGGCAGUACAUGAAAGGAAGGUGCUUGUGUCACAGUGGCUGGAAGGGAGCAGAGUGUGAUGUCCCAACCAACCAGUGCAUUGAUGUCUCCUGCAAUAACCAUGGCACCUGCAUCAUGGGCACCUGUAUCUGCAACCCGGGAUACAAAGGCGAGAGCUGUGAAGAAGUGGACUGCAUGGAUCCUACCUGCUCGGGACGAGGCGUGUGUGUCCGAGGAGAAUGUCACUGUUCAGUUGGCUGGGGAGGACCAAAUUGUGAGACCCCAAGAGCCACUUGUCUGGAUCAGUGCUCUGGUCAUGGGACCUUCCUCCCGGAUACUGGACUCUGCAGCUGCGAUCCCAACUGGACUGGCCACGACUGCUCAAUCGAGAUUUGUGCAGCGGACUGCGGAGGACACGGCAUUUGUGUUGGAGGCACCUGCCGCUGCGAGGACGGCUGGAUGGGCACAGCCUGUGAUCAGCGAGCGUGUCACCCACGCUGCAAUGAGCACGGGACCUGCCGGGAUGGCAAGUGUGAAUGCAGCCCGGGCUGGAAUGGAGAGCACUGCACUAUUGCUCACUAUCUGGAUAAGGUAGUGAAAGAGGGAUGCCCUGGCUUGUGCAAUGGCAAUGGCAGAUGCACUCUGGACAUGAACGGCUGGCACUGCGUCUGCCAGCUGGGCUGGAGAGGAGCAGGCUGUGACACUUCCAUGGAGACGGCAUGCGGCGAUGGGAAAGACAACGAUGGAGAUGGCCUGGUGGAUUGCAUGGACCCAGACUGCUGCUUGCAGCCACUGUGCCACGUUAAUGCGCUGUGCCUGGGCUCCCCGGACCCCCUGGAUAUCAUCCAGGAGACGCAAGCCCCCGUCUCCCAGCAGAGCUUGCAUUCCUUCUAUGAUCGAAUCAAGUUCCUGAUUGGCAAGGACAGCACUCAUGUCAUCCCAGGGGACAAUCCUUUUGAAGGCGGACAUGCAUGUGUGAUUCGAGGCCAGGUGAUGACAGCAGAUGGGACCCCUUUAGUUGGAGUCAACAUCAGCUUUGUCAACAAUCCUCUGUUUGGAUACACAAUCAGCAGACAAGAUGGCAGCUUUGAUCUUGUUACCAUUGGUGGAAUCUCCAUUAUCCUGCACUUUGAGCGGGCUCCUUUCAUCACCCAGGAGCACACGCUGUGGUUGCCGUGGGAUCGUUUCUUCGUGAUGGAAACCAUAGUCAUGAGGCACGAAGAGAAUGAGAUCCCAAGCUGUGACCUCAGUAACUUCGCCCGGCCCAACCCUGUGGUCUCUCCUUCUCCGCUCACUGCUUUUGCAACUUCCUGCUCAGAGAAAGGUCCUAUUGUUCCUGAAAUCCAGGCUCUACAAGAGGAGAUUAAUGUUUCCGGCAGUAAAAUAAAAGUGAGUUACCUGAGCAGUCGCACAGCUGGCUACAAAUCAGUGCUGCGGAUCAGCAUGACCCACCCCACCAUCCCCUUCAACCUCAUGAAAGUCCACCUCAUGGUCGCCGUCGAGGGACGCCUCUUCAGAAAGUGGUUUGCAGCAGCUCCAGACCUGUCCUACUAUUUCAUCUGGGACAAGACGGAUGUCUACAGCCAGAAGGUGUAUGGGCUCUCAGAAGCCUUCGUUUCAGUAGGUUAUGAGUAUGAAUCCUGUCCAGACUUAAUCCUGUGGGAGAAGAGGACAGCUGUGCUUCAGGGUUAUGAAAUUGAUGCUUCCAAACUUGGAGGAUGGUCCCUGGACAAACACCAUGCCCUCAACAUACAGAGUGGCAUCUUGCAUAAAGGAAACGGGGAAAACCAGUUCAUUUCCCAGCAGCCACCUGUAAUUGGAAGCAUUAUGGGCAAUGGCCGCAGACGGAGCAUUUCUUGUCCAAGCUGCAAUGGUCUGGCAGAUGGAAACAAACUCCUGGCUCCUGUUGCCCUAACAUGUGGGUCUGAUGGAAGUCUUUAUGUUGGAGAUUUCAACUACAUCCGAAGGAUCUUUCCCUCUGGCAAUGUCACCAACAUACUGGAGCUGAGAAAUAAAGAUUUCAGACAUAGCCACAGCCCAGCUCAUAAGUAUUACUUGACCACAGAUCCAAUCACUGGCUCCAUCUACCUCUCGGACACCAAUAGCCGACGUAUCUAUAAAAUCAAGUCAACCACAUCAGUGAAAGACAUUGUGAAGAACUCAGAGGUCUUGGCUGGAACUGGGGAUCAGUGCCUCCCAUUUGAUGAUACCCGCUGCGGAGAUGGAGGCAAAGGCACCGAUGCCACCCUUACAAAUCCCAGGGGCAUCACCGUGGACAAGUUUGGACUUAUUUACUUUGUGGAUGGCACCAUGAUCAGGCGGAUUGAUCAGAAUGGGAUCAUCUCCACUGUGUUGGGUUCCAAUGACUUGACAUCUGCUCGGCCUCUCAGCUGUGACUCUGUUAUGGACAUUUCUCAGGUUCGUCUAGAGUGGCCCACAGAUCUGGCAGUCAAUCCCAUGGAUAACUCACUCUACGUCCUCGACAACAACGUUGUGCUGCAGAUCUCUGAGAACCACCAGGUGCGCAUCGUGGCAGGGAGGCCCAUGCACUGCCAGGUGCCAGGCAUGGAUCACUUUCUCCUCAGCAAGGUGGCAAUCCAUGCCACACUGGAGUCUGCCACCGCCCUGGCCGUGUCCCAUAACGGGGUCCUGUACAUCGCUGAGACCGACGAGAAGAAGAUCAAUCGCAUCAGGCAGGUCACCACCAACGGGGAGAUCUCCCUGGUGGCCGGCGCCCCGAGCAGCUGCGACUGCAAGAACGAUGCCAACUGCGACUGCUUCUCGGGGGAUGACGGCUACGCCAAGGAUGCCAAGCUCAACGCGCCGUCCUCCCUGGCCGUGUGUGCAGAUGGGGAGCUGUACGUCGCCGAUCUGGGGAACAUCCGAAUCCGCUUCAUUCGGAAAAACAAACCGUUCCUCAACACACAAAAUCUGUAUGAGUUAUCCUCACCCAUAGACCAGGAACUCUACUUGUUUGACACCAGUGGGAAGCACCUUUAUACUCAGAGCCUUACCACUGGAGAUUAUCUUUACAAUUUUACUUAUUCUGGAGACGGAGAUAUAACCCUGAUCACUGACAAUAAUGGCAACUUAGUCAACAUCCGAAGAGAUUCCACAGGGAUGCCCCUCUGGCUGGUGGUGCCUGAUGGCCAAGUCUACUGGGUGACAAUUGGUACCAACAGUGCACUCAAGAGUGUAACAACACAGGGGCAUGAAGUAGCCAUGAUGACUUACCACGGCAACUCUGGUCUCCUUGCCACUAAAAGCAAUGAAAAUGGUUGGACAACAUUUUAUGAAUAUGACAGCUUUGGCCGCCUGACUAACGUGACCUUCCCUACUGGCCAAGUGAGCAGCUUCCGCAGCGACACCGACAGCUCCGUGCAUGUCCAGGUGGAAACCUCCAGCAAGGAUGAUGUUACAAUAACAACCAAUUUGUCAGCAUCGGGGGCCUUCUACACCCUGCUCCAAGACCAAGUCCGAAACAGCUACUACAUCGGUGCUGAUGGCUCCCUCAGACUGAUGCUGGCCAAUGGAAUGGAGGUGGCCCUGCAGACCGAGCCGCAUCUGCUGGCUGGCACCGUCAACCCCACGGUGGGGAAGAGGAAUGUCACCCUGCCCAUCGACAACGGCCUCAACCUCGUGGAGUGGAGGCAGAGGAAGGAGCAAGCGAGAGGGCAGGUCACCGUCUUCGGACGUCGGCUGAGGGUUCACAACAGAAACCUGCUGUCCCUUGACUUUGAUCGUGUGACAAGGACUGAGAAAAUCUAUGAUGACCACCGCAAGUUCACGCUCCGUAUCCUCUACGACCAGGCAGGGAGGCCCAGUCUCUGGUCACCCAGCAGCAGGCUGAACGGGGUCAAUGUCACCUAUUCCCCAGGAGGACACAUUGCAGGGAUUCAGAGGGGCACAAUGUCAGAAAGAAUGGAGUACGAUCAGUCUGGCAGAAUUACAUCCAGAAUCUUUGCUGAUGGCAAAUCGUGGAGCUACACUUACUUGGAGAAGUCCAUGGUGCUUCUCCUUCACAGCCAGAGGCAGUACAUCUUUGAGUUUGACAAGAAUGACCGGUUGUCCUCGGUGACCAUGCCCAACGUUGCCCGUCAGACUUUGGAAACCAUUCGUUCCAUUGGUUACUACAGGAACAUCUACCGGCCACCCGAAGGCAAUGCCUCAGUAAUUCAGGACUUCACAGAGGAUGAGCAGCUCCUCCACACUUUGUACUUGGGCACAGGCAGACGUGUCAUCUACAAGUAUGGGAAGCUGUCCAAGUUAGCCGAGAUGCUCUACGACACCACAAAGAUCAGUUUCACAUACGAUGAAACUGCAGGCAUGCUGAAGACCAUAAACUUGCAGAAUGAAGGGUUCACCUGCACAAUCAGGUACAGACAGAUAGGACCCCUCAUUGACCGACAGAUUUUCCGCUUCACUGAGGAGGGCAUGGUGAAUGCACGCUUUGACUACAACUAUGACAACAGCUUCCGGGUGACCAGCAUGCAAGCGGUCAUCAAUGAGACACCUUUGCCUAUCGAUCUCUACAGGUACGAUGAUGUGUCAGGCAAAACUGAGCAAUUCGGUAAAUUUGGGGUCAUCUACUACGAUAUCAACCAGAUUAUCACCACUGCUGUCAUGACCCACACUAAACAUUUUGAUGCCUAUGGCAGGAUGAAGGAGGUCCAGUAUGAGAUAUUCCGGUCUCUCAUGUACUGGAUGACUGUGCAGUACGACAACAUGGGGAGAGUGGUUAAGAAAGAGCUGAAGGUUGGCCCUUAUGCAAACACAACUCGUUACUCAUAUGAAUACGAUGCUGAUGGCCAGUUACAGACUGUCUCUAUCAAUGACAAACCUCUCUGGCGUUACAGCUAUGACCUAAAUGGAAACCUCCAUCUGUUGAGUCCAGGGAAUAGUGCCCGCCUUACUCCACUCAGGUAUGACCUCAGGGAUAGGAUUACUAGACUGGGGGAUGUGCAGUACAAAAUGGAUGAAGAUGGCUUCCUGAAGCAAAGGGGCAAUGAUAUUUUUGAGUACAAUUCAGCUGGCCUGCUCAUCAAAGCCUACAAUAAAGCAAGUGGGUGGAGUGUGAAGUACCGCUAUGAUGGCCUAGGAAGGAGAGUCUCCAGCAAAACCAGCCAUGGCCAUCACUUGCAGUUCUUCUAUGCAGAUCUGACCAACCCAACAAAGGUCACCCACUUGUACAACCACUCGAGCUCUGAGAUCACCUCCCUGUACUAUGACCUCCAAGGCCACCUCUUUGCAAUGGAGCUCAGCAGCGGUGAUGAAUUCUACAUAGCCUGCGAUAACAUUGGCACUCCUUUGGCUGUCUUCAGUGGGACUGGCUUAAUGAUCAAGCAGAUACUGUACACAGCAUAUGGGGAGAUCUAUAUGGACACUAAUCCCAACUUCCAGAUCAUCAUUGGCUACCAUGGAGGACUGUAUGACCCCCUCACAAAGCUUAUCCAUAUGGGGCGGAGAGACUACGAUGUGCUAGCAGGUCGCUGGACAAGUCCGGACCAUGAUAUGUGGAAGCAUCUGAGUAGCAAUAACAUAAUGCCUUUCAACCUGUAUAUGUUCAAAAACAACAACCCCAUUAGCAAUUCUCAGGAUAUCAAAUGUUACAUGACAGAUGUCAACAGUUGGCUGCUUACCUUUGGGUUCCAGCUGCACAAUGUCAUCCCCGGCUACCCCAAGCCAGACAUGGAUGCCAUGGAGCCAUCCUAUGAGUUAAUCCACACACAGAUGAAAACCCAGGAAUGGGACAAUAGCAAGUCCAUUUUGGGGGUUCAGUGUGAAGUGCAGAAGCAGCUGAAGGCUUUUGUCACCCUGGAGCGCUUUGAACAAAUCUACAGCUCCAGCAUUGCGGGCUGCCGGCACAUCAAGAAGAACAAGAACUUUGCUUCUGGAGGCUCCAUCUUUGGCAAGGGCGUCAAGUUUGCCAUGAAGGACGGGCGUGUGGCCACUGACAUCAUCAGCGUGGCCAACGAGGACGGGCGGAGGAUCGCGGCCAUCCUGAACAACGCCCACUACCUGGAGAACUUGCACUUCACCAUCGACGGGGUGGACACACACUAUUUCAUUAAGCAGGGGCCGUCAGAGGGUGACCUAUCCAUCCUGGGCCUCAGUGGCGGGCGGAGGACCCUGGAGAACGGCGUGAAUGUGACAGUGUCCCAGAUCAACACAGUGCUGAGUGGGAGGACUAGACGCUACACGGACAUCCAGCUCCAGUACGGUGCACUGUGUCUAAACACGCGCUACGGGACCACCUUGGACGAGGAGAAGGCACGCGUCCUGGAGCUGGCCCGACAGCGCGCCGUCACCCAAGCUUGGUCCCGGGAACAGCAGAGACUGCGGGAUGGGGAGGAGGGUAUUCGUUCGUGGACAGAAGGGGAGAAGCAACAAGUGCUAAACACGGGCCGGGUACAGGGCUACGAUGGCUAUUUUGUGAUCUCAGUGGAGCAGUACCCCGAACUCUCAGACAGCGCCAACAACAUCCACUUCAUGAGACAGAGCGAAAUGGGCAGAAGGGACAUAGCCUUCCACCUGGAACAGGGGGAGCCCAUGGCGUUCCAGAGAGCUCUUCCCAGAAAGAAAGGAGAAGGAAUACAACGCUGAUUCUGAUGCUCUGAAAGUGACCGUCCAAAUCAUGUGCCUCAAAAGGGACCUUACAAGUAGUUUUCACGUUUCACUUGGGACAUAAAGUGUUUCUUUGGGGGCUCCUGCUGAGCAGAAGUAGAUUAUAGAGGCAAAGGAGCUGAUUAUAUUACCUUGCAAGAUGAUUCUCUUCCUUCCUGAACUGGAAUAAAAGAAGAAAAAAAAUCGGUCUUUUUUCAUUAUGAGAGUAGAUACUUUUUGGGUUUUUUUGUGUGUGCGCAAAUCCUGGUCUUAGUUAAAUAACCUAGCAAAAGCCAAGAAAAGGGACUCCUGCUCUAUUGAGAAAAGCUAAAAUAAAUCCUCUCUCAUACAUAGAGCUGUUCUAUAGGUGGAUUUAAUGCACCCAUGUUGUACAUUUGCUAAUGGCAUAACUUCAUUAAAUGUAUAGUGUUUCAGUACAUGAGGCUAUGUGUUUAACAGUCCACUGUGCUGUAUCUGAUAAAACCAGUUAAUUUUUAGGAAGCUGAUUUGAAUUUAAAAGUAGUUAUAGUAUCCCAGUGACAUACCACUGAAAAUUAGAGCCAAACCCUGCUUUUCCUGAUUCUGGAGCUUGUAUUUAUUGGCUGGAAAAUGCAGUUUGGAGUAGCAUGCUGGCAAGUCAUUUAUGACUAUGGCAGAUAAAUGUCUCCUGGGGACUCUGGCAGCAGGGAUUUUAAAAUGUUUAAUAAGUAGUAACAGCUUGUGCGUGGUGGGACAAGAAGGAGAAUAUUGAAAUCAACCCUCUUACUGUUUCUUACAUGAGCUCAAAUUUAAUGGAGAGCCCACUUGACUGUUAGCAGUGAUGAGGGGGAGGUUGAAUGGAAAUGCCCACUACAGAGAGGACCAAGUGCUUUAAUAAGAAACUGCUGACAAAGUUGCUCGGCAUGCUAAUGUAAUUUUUAUUCACAUAACCUCUGUGCUCUGGUAUUUGCAAGAGUCCUUGAAAUUCAAGGGAGCAAGGAGAUGAGCUCAGCAUCCUCUUCCCCGCCUGAAACAGUCCUGUGCUGUUUCUGCAGGCAGAAGUGUUACCCCACCUCUCAGUGGAGCUCUGGCUGGAGGUGCCCAACCCUGGUCCAAGAUAGGUGUCUCUAUCACACUGAAACCUGUGUGUGUCCUGACUGUACUCUCUUGUGUCUCUCUGGGAACAGCUCAGUCCUGAUUUUUUUUUUUUUUAUUCCAUCCACUUUGGCUUUUCCCAGUUCUGCAGAGAGAUAACCCGAGAUGUGCAAGUCCAUGCCAAGGCUGUUUCCUUACUCAGAGCCCUACAAUGCACCUGUGUACUCAGAGGCAGCUCUUCUGCACUCAUGCCACCACCACUGCCAUCCUCCAGCACAGACUGACACCCCUCUGCAGGAUCUCAGCCCCAGAUACAGCAGGGGCGUGUGUUGGCCAUGCAGUCCUCGAGCAGCGAAACAGUGGCAGCCCCGGUGCUCUCACGGUUUCUCCGUGGAAGCCGGCUGCCAGCUCCGUCUGCCUUGCCUGUCUGUUCCCGGGUGCUUGCCAGGAGGAAGGUGAUGGGAUGGAAAUUCCCCUAACAGACUGUUCCUCCUCCAAUUCCAAAUCCCUAAUACCUUUGGCUGUGUGGCCAUGGCCAAUGGUAUGGGUUUGAUUUUCUGCUCAUCUCUCCUGCUUGCAGCAAGGGUGAGGAGGCUGAUGCUGUGUCCCACCGUUGUACUCUGAACCACUCCUUGCAGCACACAACCUUUAUUACUUUGGCAGGAGUGAACCACAGGCAGCUGGAAAGGGAAUCUAGUUCUGGCAGAGUCAGGUGGGAGAAGACGUGUUGGCCAGACCUGCUCCAGGCUUUGGCAAGGGAGCAGUUGCUUUGGCAGCUGCCUGCCAGGAAUGGUUAAAAGGCCAUGGCAUUGCCACCUGUAUAGCUGGUAGGAAGACCUUGGUAAGCCUAGGUUGCCCUGAGGAUGCACAGGUGGGGGUCAGGGGCAGUGUUAGCCAAACCAGCAGUAACCACCUAGUCAAAGGAAGCAGCACUUUCUUGGCAGUGCUGUCCAGGUCCCUGCUUCCCCCUCUCCAAGUCACACCAGGGACCAAUCCUUCUUAAAACCUCAAACUUGUGACAGCUGUGAGUGUCUCAAACAGCAUGAAUGGAAUGAAAAGAGACCUGCAGGAGGCAGGGUCAAAAGGUAUGAACCCUUGGUAGAAGACCCACAGAGCAGAGGGAGCUCAUUGUGCCUCCCAUUUACACUGCCCCAUUCCAAGCAGCUCCAAAGAAAAGUGGUGCUUCUGUAUCCAUCUGCGUCCAUGUGUUGCAAUGCUAAGAGGUGCAGUGCAAGAAUAAAUGGGCUGUUUUUCCAUGGAGUCAAGAAAAGAGAUUCGAGUGUAAAAUAUUCCUGCUGGAACCCUGCCAGCUUGAGAUGGCACCUCUACAGCCUUACGCAGACUCUUCAGGUUAUUACAUGAGCUAAUGACUUUGAGGAGUUCACCCGUUUUCCAAGAGUCUCCCAGUCCCGCCAUGUUUGUCCAGCAUGCCCAGAGCCAGGAGCCUGGAACUCUGUGGGCAAGACCCUUGUGUUGCAUUUUUCUGCAUCCUCAAGCAACACUGGGAUGUGACUGCACCUGUCUGCCUGCCAGGUCCAUGACAGUCUUCUCCUGGGCCUGCACCCAGUAUGGAAACUAUGGACAUUGUGUCAAAAAGGGGGAAAAAAUAUAUAUGUAAAAGUAUAUAUAUAUGUAUAUGUUGGUCCUUUCUAUCAAAACAAAAAUUUAAAAGGGAUGGCUGUCUAAUGCUGGGAACAAACCUGUUCAGACAGCUACUACAUUCCUGAAUCCUCAGCCUCUGUGAAAGCUUUCCACCUCACCUAAAUGGCAAAACAUUUUCAGUCCUGAAUCACUAAAUUCACCCAUUCAUUAGUGAAAAAUGCUUUUUCUACAGGAUCCCAAGUGCAUUUCCACUUUACUGAUGGCCCUUUUGCCUCCCCAUGGGACCAUUCUGGUUGCCUGACCCUUCUUGCUUUGCUUCUGUGCAGGCAUGAAGUAAUUUAUUGCUUCCAUAAGAGUGGAAGGUCCUGGGUACAAAUCCCAUAGCACUAACCCCCUGUCAUAAGAUCGGAGACUGGUUUGGGUUGGAAAGAACCUUAAAGAUCAUCCAGUUUCAACCCCCUGCCAUGGGCAGCAAUACUUUUCACUAGACCAGGUUGCUCAAAACCCUAUCCAAGUUGGCCUUGAACCCUUCCAGGAAUGGAAUAUGCACAGUUUCUCUGGGCAACCUGUGCCAGUGCCUCACCACCCUCACAGGAAAGAAUUUCUUCCCUAUACAUAAUCUACUCUCUCUGUUUGAAGCCAUGCCCUAUAGUCCUGUUACUCCAUGUCCCUGUCAAAGUCCCUCUCAGCUCUCUUGGAGCCCCUUAGGCACUGGAAGGGUCUCUAGGGGCUUCCCAGAAUCAACUCCAGUUGAGCAACCCCAGCUCUCUCAACCUGUCUCUGUAGCAGAGGUGCUCCAGCCCCCUGAGCAUCUUAGUGGCCUCCUCCAGACUUGCUCCAACAGCUCAACAUCUUUCUCGUGCUGGGGGCCCCAGAGCUGGAUGCAGCACUCCAGGUGGGAUCUGUUGGGGCAGAGCAGGGGGCAGAAUCUCCUCCCUCCCCCUGCUGCCCACGCUGCUGGUGAUGCAGCCCAGGGAACGUUUGGCUUUCUGAGCUGUGAGUGCUCACUGAUGGGCGAUAUUGAGCUUCUCACCCAACAACACCCCCAGAUUUUUCUCCCUAAGUGUGCAUUCCAUCCAUUGCCCAGCCUGUAUUUGUGCUUGAGAUUGCCCCAGCUGAACUUCAUGAGGUUCACACUGGCCCACCACUCUGCCCCACACUGGCUUUUCAAGGUCCCUCUGGAUGGCAACACUUCCCUCCAGCAUCUCAACAAUUGCUCUACAUGCUGUUUCAAAGGCCUAUUAAAAGACAUGGCAGACCAUCUCCCGGGGAAAAUGUCACUGUGCUUUAAGUCUCAUGUGCUUUAAGGUUUGAUUCUGAGAAGUCAUUUUUGUUCUUGACUCCCAAAAAGAGGACUCAGCCCUCACCAAAAGGAGGUCCCCAUCAAAAUGCUAAGGGUGUAACUUCACUUUGAACUCUGGUCUUGUCUCUGGUUCAAAGAGUGGUGAGAAGGAUCCUGACCAAAUCUCACAGCUCAGAGGAGAAAAUCCAGUGCUUUGGAGCAGAGGCUGCCUCUCUCAGUGAGAGCAAUAAGGAGCAACAGCUCAAGUCUUCAGUAGCUGGAGCUGGUACUGAAACAUGCUCCAUUUCAAGGGACGACAGUGAUGGGACCUACUUGGUGUGGCAUCCAAACAUAAGAAGUGCCACGAGGACUCUGCAGCUGAAAAACGUCCUGUGAACCCAGCCCAGGGGGAGAGGAGCAAGACUAAUUAGGCAUCAUGAGAAAUGCUGCAUUUGUUUCCUCUGAGAUCUUUAUUUUAUUUUAUUUUUUUCCCUUUCAACUGGCCAUUGGCACUUGGAAAAAUCAUUAAGCAGCAGUGACCGGAGGGAGUCACGCAGCUCAUCAUAUCUUUGUCAUCACAGCUAUUGAUCAGAGUCACAGUGAAAAUGGGCCAACAAUGCUAAACAACACCAGGCAAGAGCUGAUGAGAUGAAGGUCAUUAAGAGCCCAGUGCUUGAUUCAGGUUUAGAAGACACAGAUGACUGGGAGCAGUCCCUGAGACACCAUUUGGCCGUAACUUAGGAACAGUGAGGGAUUUCUGUAAUAUAUCUGUAGUUGCUUUAUUGAGCGUAGGGACCGGCAUGAAAUUCUGCUCAGUCUAUUAUACAGACAGUGUAACCAGAAUAAAUCAAAAUUGUUAAAAAAAAAAAAUCUAAUAAAGUACUUUUUCAGCUGUGACUUGUAAGUGUCACCGUGAUGGAUGGCAGCGCAAUCCAUUAUGCAAAGACAAGGCUCUUAACAUGAAAUUUUAGAAUUCAAUUUUACGAUUUACAGAGAGGGCCCCCCUCGUAUUUACGGCACAGCAGUCUGUUUUGAUUCAGCAUUGGCGUAAUUGAAACCAGGGCCAGGGAUCAUGGUUAGUCCUAUGGCUGCUUUUUAAAAGGGGAGGAGAAAUGACUGCCUAUAACAUUAAUAAUGGAGCUAGGGAGAUCGCUUUGCUUGUUAAAUCUUGCUCACUUUAUCUCCUCACCCUGGUGGCACUGCCAGACCUGGUGAAUAUGAACACUGUGCCUCCAUGCCAGGAUGCAUUUGUUGGGAUAAAAUCUGGCUGCCAUGUGGCCAGCAGCAUCGUCCAUCCCACGGUGAGCAUGGCCUGGGGCAUUUUUGCUCCUGUUGCUACAGUCCUCCACAGGACAAGCUAGUUUUUUCAGUACCUCUUUUUAUUAUAAUCACUCAUUUUAUUAUGAUCACUAAAUAGUCCCCCGUUACACCAAAGAAUUUUCAUGAGUUUUGUAAAAUAAAAAAAUAACCCAAAGCCUUCUUGUGUUUGCUUUUUGUUUGUUUGUUUUGGGUAGUUUUUUUUUCAUCUCUUGAAUAUAUUUAAAUAAAAUUACUUGCGACUGUAGAGCAAACUUCAGACACCUCGGGGGCAUGGAGGGCCCUGUCCAGGACCCCCUUCUCACUGCUGGAUGAAGGGCCAUUGCAUGUCCUGGGGGACAUUUCCUGGGGCAGUUUUCCAUCCUCUGCCACCCCAAUCAAAAACAACUCAGCCCACCCUAGGGAAAUCUCCUGUGUUUCUUUUGUACUCUCCUUUAAUUACCAUAAAACUUUGUGUUCCUGGCCAAGUGUUACAUAGCUCAGCUGUUAACUCCCAUUCCAGAGGUCGGUGCUUUCUGGGGAGCAUAGAAGACGACAAAUGAAAAUUAACUAAAAAAAAUAUAUACAUAUAUAUAUAUAUAUAUAUAAAUUUUUUUCCUUAGAGAUGGAAACUGUUCAAGCAAACACUAAAACUUUCAAAAAAGAAAAAUAAAGUGUUUGGACAGUUCGUAGAUAUUGUUGAAAUAACCAAUCAAAGAAUCACACUUUUCUAUUAAAAAAUAAAAAUGUUUAUUUUGUGAGAGGACUUCUAAUGCAGCUCCGGCCGAGAAGAGGACUUUGUAUCAAAGCUGCAUCUGUAAGCCCAGCACUGAAGACUCUUGUCAUUACCCUGUGUAAUAAUUUUCCUGAAGUCUGGAACUAAUUUUUUGAGAAAUUUUUUUUUCUCGAUACUUUGUGUUUCUAAUACUGUAUUCUUGACUGUGUAAAUACAACCAGGCUGUAAAUAAGUGCAGAUGUAGAUACCUUCUAGAAAAAAAAACACCAAGCAAACAGACAGAAAUGACCAUGUGUAGCCUUCAGUGACAAAUAAAAGAAUAUUUUGUGUUUAAAUAGUG
Passer domesticus (house sparrow) is the source of this 16133-nucleotide messenger RNA. It is a transcript of the gene TENM4, whose product is annotated as teneurin transmembrane protein 4. Gene Ontology annotation, cellular component: membrane; neuron projection. Bases 1203 to 9803 code for a protein of 2866 amino acids. Gene Ontology annotation, biological process: heterophilic cell-cell adhesion; signal transduction; neuron development. The transcript has 42 exons. Gene Ontology annotation, molecular function: cell adhesion molecule binding; protein heterodimerization activity; protein homodimerization activity. Lineage: Eukaryota; Metazoa; Chordata; Aves; Passeriformes; Passeridae. The record is from RefSeq and is a predicted model, not a curated record.